CCGGGGCUCCUCGAUCCUGGCUGGGAAGAGGAACGACAACAACAAAAAAAAGUUUUCCAUGCUGGGAUGGAGGCGCUUGAGGGCUGAGCCUUGUGGACAGUCUGCUGGGGGAACUUGAAGAGAGAGAGAGAGAGAGAGAGAGAGAGAGAGAGAGAGCAGGGGGAGGAAGAGGAGGAGGAGGAAGAGUAAAAGGGUGAAGAUAUAACAAGAGCGUCUGUCGAUGUGCGCUACAUUUCUCAAUAGAGCUGCAAAGUGACGCUUGGCUGCCAUUCAUUUAAUAGUUGCCGUCCCCAAACUCUCCACUUUUGAGACUUUUUUGUUUUCGUUUUGUUUUUUUUGUUUUUUAUGUAUUUCUUUUUCUUUGAAGAAGUGACAGUUCUGCCCGGUGAACGCGCGCGCCUGUGGGAUUCGGAGCCGAAACGGGCGGAGUUGUCCAAUGCAAAACUACAUGUAUGAGAAAGCCAUGGCCCAAGAGACAAGGAACGGGGGAAGCUCCACGUUAAACAACAACAACAACGGUGUCGACAACACCAAGAGGAAGCUUCUUGUUGCACUGGACAUCUUGUGUCUUCUACUUGCUAGCCUGCCUUUCCUGAUCAUUGAGACUAGCACCAUAAAGCCGUACCAGCGCGGGUUUUACUGUUCGGACGAGUCCAUCCGCUACCCCCAAAAAGAGGGCGACACCAUUAGCGAUGCCAUGCUUUGUGGUGUUGGCAUUCUUAUUGCCAUCAUCUCUAUCGUGAUCGGAGAAUCCUACAGGAUUCACCAGCUGCACGAGGGGACUAAGUCCUUCGUGGGGAACCCUUACGUGGCAGCAUUCUACAAACAGAUAGGCGUGUUUAUCUUCGGCUGCGCCAUCAGCCAGUCGUUCACAGACAUUGCCAAGGUGUCGGUAGGCCGCCUGAGGCCGCACUUCCUAGACGUGUGCAAGCCGGACUUCAUCGCCAUCAACUGCUCGUUGGGCUACAUCACCGAGUACACCUGCAGCGGCAAGCAGAGUGAUGUGCAAGAGGCUAGGAAGUCUUUCUUCUCUGGACACGCUUCUUUCUCCAUGUUCUCCAUGCUCUACCUGGCGUUCUAUCUCCAGUCCCGGUUCACUUGGCGCGGCGCCCGUCUCCUGCGCCCCCUGCUGCAGUUCACCCUGCUGAUGAUGGCGUUCUACACUGGCCUGUCGCGCGUCUCCGACCACAAGCACCACCCCACCGAUGUGCUGGCAGGCUUCGUGCAGGGAGCCCUGGUGGCCUACUGCAUAGUGUACUACGUGUCGGACCUGUUCAAGCACGGGCUGAAGCCGGCCACGCCUCCUCCUUCGCCCAUCAAGAAGGAGCUGCUGCCCUCGUCCGACAUCAUCGAGAGGAACAACCACCACAACAUGGUGUGAGGAAGACCACCGCGCCUCCUCUUCCUCGUCCUCCCGCGACCAACGUCGCCGCUCAACCACCCCCUCAUCGGACAGUAGAAUGUAGCUAAAGGGCAAACUCAAGAACCCCACCUCCGACCCCACGCAAUCUGCGAGGAGCCCCAUCCUGGAUGGGGGUGGCGGGUGCGGGGGUGGGGUUGGGGGUUUUUACUACCAGAUCGGAGAAAAACAAUUUGAAAAAUGACAGGCGGAGCUUGAAAGAGGUGAUAAAACAACAACAUAACGAAAAUGAAGAGACAAAAACAAACUUCCUGCAGAAGGGAGAGAAGGAAUUCUAGCGAUGUUUACUCUCUGAAGUGUCUGUGGCCUUGGAGCGGCAGCAGCAACAACUUCCUCAGCGACAGGAAGGAUGAAAAAAUGUAAUUUAAAGCACUGUUUUUCUUUUCUUUUUCUUGUUUUUUGUAAAAGUUCAUCACCACUCGCUGCCUGGCGCGUCAAAGCGGAAACCCGACGAUGUCACGGCGGCCUCGCUCGUCGGGCUUUCUACUGAGCGCGCUCAGUGCGGCCUAAAGCCCGGGAUGUUGCAUUUACUUUAGAUUUAGGUCAAAUCGGGGCGGGUGGGUGGGUUUUAUGCGGGUGGGUGGCCCCCUCCCCGGCACCUACUGCACACUACCACAAAAACUUUCAGCUCUAGUGACAUUUCGGGAUGAACCGAAUAGGCACUACAUCCUUUAUUUGACCUUCGCUAAACUUUUGAAUAACCUCUUGUACAACCUCUUGUUCUCUAACAAGGAACCGAACGGAAAAAUUGAGGUGUUUGAUCCAUUUUUUUUUUUUAAGAAAACAAAAGAGUUGGACGUUCAAAAGUUCAAGAAGGUCAAAUUAAAUUAACCUGUCAAGGUUAUCGUGCAUUUGAGGUUCCUCCUGAAUUCCCACCCAAGCUGAAUAUCCCUAACAUUUGUGGAUGUGCCUUGCGAACUCCCUCUAUUGCUGGGGGAGGGGGAGUGGGGCGUUCUGAUUGGCUUCCAAAGCAGGAAGAAUUCAAAGGGGGCGGGGUCAGGAUGAUUGACAGCCAAUUUGGCACAUCACGUGUGGGAUGGUUGGGGCUCUUUCUGCUGGCCGGGAGGGGCUCAGACACACCCCAGUCAAUCAUUGGCAAUGUAUGCGUGUGUGUAUGUGUUUGUGUGUUUGUGUGUGUGUGUGUGUGUGUGUGUGUGUGUGCAUGCGUGUGUCGUGGUUCUAAAAAAAAAACUGUGGAUGUCCUAUGUUUAACUGUCUCCCUUUACAAUCCUCACACACACACGGUUGCACAUCUUCAUCACCGUUACAGUCCGUCCGAUCGCCUCUCCAAGCUGUUUUCUCUUCUUCUUUUUCAUAUCUAUAAAAAUAUAUAAAUAAUGUAUAGAUCACUAAAAGUAACUGUGUACAUGUUUUAGAUAUAUCCACUAUAAUUACAGACCUGUGUUCUUUGUAAAAUGCUGCUUGAAAAGCAAGAGCGGACAGACGUUUUUUUUUUGUUUUUUUUUGUAUCAAGUCAACCUAUUGUAGAUUGUCAUAGUAACGUUUUGUAAUAUGCACUCAGUCAAUACACCCGCAGUUUCUAUUCAAACCCAUAUUAGUAUUUUUGUAUUGUCUCUUUUGUACAAAAGAAAUAGUGGCAAUGUUGUUGUUGUUGUUUUUCUGCAAAAUGUACCUUGCGCUACUACAUGUGCUUUGAAAUAAAAAGCUCAUUAUGAACACA
Phycodurus eques (leafy seadragon) is the source of this 3101-nucleotide messenger RNA. RefSeq names its product phospholipid phosphatase 3 (gene plpp3). The record is from RefSeq and is a predicted model, not a curated record. Lineage: Eukaryota; Metazoa; Chordata; Actinopteri; Syngnathiformes; Syngnathidae. Gene Ontology annotation, molecular function: phosphatidate phosphatase activity. Bases 437 to 1381 code for a protein of 314 amino acids. The transcript is spliced from 7 exons. Gene Ontology annotation, biological process: phospholipid metabolic process; phospholipid dephosphorylation; canonical Wnt signaling pathway.